UUAAGCAAACGUGAAGUGAAGUGAUCGAAAAGAACUCCAUCGAGGGAGAAUCCUGUGCAAGACUGCAUCAUCAAGCGCUAUGAAGCUGAUGCCUGACACACUGUUAACGUCGGCCAUAAUCAUUCUUAUCUGCGAGUUCUAUGACAUUCAAGGCCAAACUGUUCAUCCUGGAAUCCGCGUGCGAGUGACAAACAAAGGACUUCAAUAUGCUGACAACGAUGUGGGAAUCCCAACGUUGUUGGAAAAACUCCAGAAAGAUAAAAUAAGAGACAUCAGUCGCAAAGAGAGGGGCCUUGAAUACACUUUGUCUGACAUCAAGAUUAAAAAGUGUUUGAUCGCUUCAUCUUCGCUUUCGACUGCUUCAGGAGAGGGUCUUCGUUUACAAGCAACUGGGAUUGACCUUGAUAUCGCAUUGCUCUUACGUUAUAAAAAGAAAGUCCUGUGGUUUCACGUUAAGGACAAGGUCAAUGUGGAGUUGAAAGUUCGAGGAGUAGCCUUUAACCUGAAAACACGGAUUGGUGUCGACUCCACUGGUCAUCCCACCAUUUCCACGCACGAGCAGGACUGCUCCUCGCAAGUCCGAUCAGUUGAUGUUCAUUUCAGUGGCAGUCGUGCAAAGAAAAUAUACAACUUGUUUAAAAGGAGGAUUGCAGAUAAAAUCAAGGAUGCUCUCAAAAAAAAGAUCUGCAAGGAAGCUGAAGAGGCCAUAAACAGAGACGCAGCAAAGUACUUGGCAACAUAUCCAGUUCUUCGGAAAGUUGGUGAUGUGGCGCAGAUUGACUAUACCCUUGUCGCAAACCCUACAUUUACAUCACAAUAUAUGGAUGUGCCACUUAAGGGUGAAUUUAAAUCCCGCAGAUACCCUCAUGCCACAGCAAUGUUAGUUCCCAAAACAAUCCCAGACUUCGCGGAAGUUGAUAAAAUGGUUUACAUAUGGCUUACGGAUUAUGUUUUCAACACGGCGAGCCUUGUUUUUCACCAUGAAGGAAAACUACGUACCACUAUUAGACCCAGGGAUUUACCUCCUUCUGCCAGGUAUCAGUUGAACACAAAGUUUUUCAAGAACUUCCUAUACCAGCUGUAUAAACUUUACCCCGAUCGACCGGUGUUUCUUAAGGCCUACACAAGCAAGGCUCCUGUUUUCGUGUCGAGUCCUAACAACGUCAAUGUGACGGUGGCCGGUAAUAUUGAAGUGUACGUCAUUUCUAAAAAUGGGACAAAUAUAUAUGCCCUGACACUAGGUGUGAAAGUUAAUGUUCAUGGAUCUGUGGGUGUAAAACAAGGCAACUUGACGUUUCACACCAAUUCAUUCGGAACCAAAUUACAUGUUGUCCGCUCUGCUAUUGGUGAUAUUGAGACAAACGUUGGAUUGCUCCAAUGGUUUCUGAACGGUGUAGAGUCUGGAAAAGUUGUGAAAAAGCUUAAUGUAAUUGGGGAAAGAGGGUUUCCCUUGCCCAUGCUUCGCAAACUGAAGUGGGAGGACACCGAAGUAACUACAGGACAGGGUUUUGUUCUCAUUAAAACAAAUGUAAAGUACUCUCCUGCUAAUAAUUAGGACGAAGAUGAAGAAUGUAUGAAGAACAGAAGAACAUUGGCUAUGGCUUUCAUCGACACAGUUUUUUUUUUUUAAUGUAAUUUUUAAUGUACCGUCUACCACAUAAAUUACAUCUAAAUGACCGAAAAAAUGAUUGUAUGUCUUCGUUUCUACUGAAGAAAACUGGCUUUUUCAGGUGGCAGCGCAGGCUACCAAAUCUAUGAAAAUUUAUUUAUAAAAAAUAGAUAUUUCAGGAAUCCAGUUUAAAAGUACGUCUCUUUUAGGUUUUUAGUAAUGAUUAUUGAUUCUUUCACCUUUGAACUUAUUGGCUCACUUAUUUUCCGAGUUUCGUCUUGAGCAUGAAUUUGGAGUGAUAAAGUAGGGAAUGACUGGUUAAAUGAACCGAUUAAUGAUUUAAUAAAGGAAUAAAUAGAUAGAGCGUUUGUUCA
Messenger RNA from Pocillopora damicornis (cauliflower coral), 1983 nucleotides. Its product is annotated as lipopolysaccharide-binding protein. The record is from RefSeq and is a predicted model, not a curated record. Gene Ontology annotation, molecular function: lipid binding. NCBI's taxonomy places the organism in Eukaryota, Metazoa, Cnidaria, Anthozoa, Scleractinia, Pocilloporidae.